Pogonomyrmex barbatus (red harvester ant) is the source of this 1403-nucleotide messenger RNA. RefSeq lists its product as uncharacterized. NCBI's taxonomy places the organism in Eukaryota, Metazoa, Arthropoda, Insecta, Hymenoptera, Formicidae. The record is from RefSeq and is a predicted model, not a curated record.
AUCGCGCGUCUUUUCCCGGCCGUGGGCAGUCGUUCGUCCGUACACGACCUGUCUAUAUCACGGCUUCUUGCCCACUUUCGUCUCUCUCCCCCCUUUUCUUUCCCCUCGGUAUUGUAUCUCUAUCCCUGUUUUCGAAUAUGCGACAAGUGCACUAUCGGCGCGUGAUGGUUUCGGGGAGCGCAAAUCGGAGUUUUCCGUGGGAAGAUUCGCAAUCGCCAACGGACUCGGUCACUCACAACGGAAUCUAUAAUGGCGGUUGUCCUCAAUGGCGAGCGCGUGCGACGUUGGACUGGCAGCACUGCACAUUUCGUCGAAGGAAACGAUAUCCACGCGCGCGCGCACGAAAGAGCGAAGGAGAUGCGCGAUGGGCGCCGACGCGAGUGGGAGCGAGAGGGAGCGACCUCCGAGAGAUUUCUGGAGCGCGCGUCAAAAUGGUGCGGCGGUGGCGCGCGCGGUGUGGAGGGGAGAAGCAGGGAAGCAACGCCGAGACUCGGACGCCGUAGCCCCGCGCGCGAGAGUCGCAACGAUCCUGCGCAUCUUUCGACGACAGCAUCGACGAACGCCGGGCGCAAACGUGAGAAUUGUGAUCACAUCUCUUCUCGGAACAAACCAAGAACAAAUUGUGGAAACAAGAGGAGGCACAACGCGUCGAACCACUUCGGACUGAUUUAUUUUUGUUUUUCGUUAACGAGAGAUACGUUACACAAAGCGAACGAUUUACCGGCUGCGAACGUCGGCAUGCCUUCAAUUCUCUGCGGCGUAGAAUUCUCGACGAUGUUGCGUCGGAUAUUCGACGGAUGUAACUUCUUCGAGUUAUCAAAGGUAGAUAGACGGACAAUUUCCCCUUUGUCCCGUUAAAUAUCCCGUGCGGGAUAAGAAACACUUAUCCCAGGAUAAUUAUUCGACAUUUGAUCUUUCGACGAACGAAUGUGUGAAGAUCGUUAAAGAUGUAUGUAAAUGCGCGUAUAAAAAGUUGAUACACUUACGCACAAUGUUAAUUAUUAAUUAUUAAUAAUUAUAUGUUAUAAUAUACACAUUAAUAUUAAUAUUAAUAUUUUUAAAAAGGUUGUUAAUGGAUGAUUUUGAGUUAUGGAAGUUGUCCUCAAGUUUUCAAAUUUUAUUCGCUCGUAAAAUACAAAAGUUUACGCAGAUCUGUCAUUUUUAUUACUCGCGGAAAUGUUGAAGCUCAAUUAUUCAUGAAUGAUUUAUGCUCUGAUGUUCUCCAAGUGCUUCAAAUUUUUUUAUAUUUAUUUUGAAGCACGAUACUAGCACAUAAAAAAGAAAUGUAUCAUGUUGAGAAUAUGGAAUGCAGAAAAUUUCAAAUAUUCAAAUAAUUUUGUAAUUUUCGAAAUGUUCACCAAGAAUCGAUGAAAUUAAUUAAAUAAUUAGGUCGAGGCAAAUAA